Molecule: messenger RNA, 1223 nt
Organism: Sphaerulina musiva SO2202
Lineage: Eukaryota; Fungi; Ascomycota; Dothideomycetes; Mycosphaerellales; Mycosphaerellaceae
Product: FA_desaturase-domain-containing protein
Exons: 3
Coding region: 1-1146 (381 amino acids)
Biological process (GO): lipid metabolic process
Molecular function (GO): oxidoreductase activity
Source: RefSeq, a predicted model, not a curated record
AUGGCACCUUCCAAGGACGUCACUGUGGGAGAACUUCGCAAGGCUGUCCCCGAUCACUGCUUUCGUGCCUCAGCAUUGCGUUCAACAGCACACAUCAUCGUCGACCUCACCCUGGCUUCCACUCUGGCAGUCAUUGGUUAUCUCUACAUCAACCAGAUCGAAACCUCGCCGCUCAGAUGGCUGACAUGGGCUGCAUAUGGCUACCUGCAGGGUCUCUUCUUCGUCGGCAUCUGGAUCUUGGCGCACGAGGGCGGCCAUGGAGCCCUCUACUCAUCGAAUGCUGCCAACAAUGCGGCUGGCUUUGUGCUGCACAGUGUCCUGAUGGUACCGUACUUUUCCUGGAAAUACACCCAUGCUCGUCAUCACCGCUACCACAACCACAUGGAGAAGGACACGGCGUUUGUACCCCACCGUGAAGGCGAGAAGACGUUGGCCAAGAAGGUGGCCGACAUGCUCGGUCACACGGAAGAUGCACCAUUGUACCACCUGGCUCUUCUCAUUCUCCACCAGACGUUUGGAUGGCAAGCAUACAUGCUGUCGUAUGCCAGUGGCGGCAGCGCAUCCACACCAGGGAAGACGAGCUCGUUCAUCCUGUGGAACAGCCAUUUUAACCCGGAAGCUGGCAUCUGGACCAAAUCACAACGUCUGGCCAUUCUCGCUUCGACCUUUGGCGUGGCCGCAGUGUUCAUUGGGCUGUGCAUCCUGGGAACGCACAUUGGCAUGACCAAUGUUCUCCUUUUGUACGGAGUCCCAUACAUGUGGGUUAACAACUGGUUGGUGGCGAUUACAUACCUCCACCACACUCACCCGGACAACCAGCACUUCGAAGCCGAUCGAUGGAACUACACCGACGGUGCUCUGGAGACUGUCGACCGCCCCUUUGGUUUCAUUGGCAAACACAUUUUCCACGGCAUCAUUGACUGCCACGUGGUGCAUCACCUCUUUCCUUCCAUCCCCUUCUACCACGCCGAAGAAGCCACCGAAGCCAUUCGCCCCAUGCUCGGCAACCGCUACAAGCAAGAUGCCACUCCCUUUUGGCUGGCUUUGUGGCAAGCGUUUACGACAUGUCACGUCGUGAAACCCGCAGAGGGCAAACCGGGUGUGUUGCAGUGGGCGAUGAAGUCCGGUCGUGUCAAGACUCAAUGAUGAUGAUUGACAUGUCUUUUUAUCUUGUCUUUUUUUUUCUUAAAAAAAUAGAGGGGGUUGGUUGGUGGGGGCGUGUG